This is a messenger RNA of Drosophila nasuta, 3048 nucleotides long. RefSeq lists its product as uncharacterized. The transcript has 3 exons. Bases 328 to 1764 code for a protein of 478 amino acids. Lineage: Eukaryota; Metazoa; Arthropoda; Insecta; Diptera; Drosophilidae. The record is from RefSeq and is a predicted model, not a curated record.
UUCUCAUAAUAAAUCCUAAAUUAAAUAUUUUGACCCCUUUCAAUUACCAUAAAAUAAUUGUUUUAUUUUAUUAUCUGCUAAGUAAUUAACUUUCCUGUAUUUGGUACCAGUAAUAUGCCGGAUAUGGCCACACUAUAGUGUAAAAAUUAUCGAAAUUCGCUGUCGAUACAAUGUAAAGCUGCCACUUGUGUUGCAUUUGAAAAGAGUGGCAACGUCAACGCAAAGUAUAUACAGAAAUCAAAUAAGAAUUUUUUGCAAAUCGGAAUCGCGCUUAAAUAACGAUAAUAAUAUUCUAAAUAACAGACAAACAAACAAAUUGCUGGUAAAAUGAAACUGGAAGAGCUGCUAACAAAGGGUGCACCAUCGCCGCAGGAAGAUGACGACGAUGAUGAAAAGGCGGAGUCGAAAACAAAAGCCACAAAUGCCUCCGAUGAGGGGGUGGAGAAUGCUGAAGAUGCUGCGGACGAGUCGGCUGAAAAAGAAAGUGCGACUGGCAAGAAAAAAGGCACACGCAAAAAACGCUCACUCAAUUGGGAAGAGGCCGAACGUGGUCUGCUAUUGGAGGUGAUUAAAACAAAAGUGGCAUUUGUUGAAAAUCGCAGUGUCGAUGCAAAAAGCAUCAAGGCCAAACGCUUGGCCUGGUCCCAAAUCACCAAACAAUUCAAUGCGCUGAACUUUCGACAUCGGUUACUCGAACAAAUCCAGGUGCAAUGGCGCAGCAUGAAGAACUCCGCCAAACGUGAGUAUCAGCAAAAGCAUCCCAAGUCAGAUGUGCUCGAGGGCAUGCGCAUGAUCGAAUUCAUGGAAGAACUGCAAAAGGAUCCGGUCUCAUCGCGCAGUCAAACGCGCAGCAGCGGCACCAAUGGCGCUGUCAAUGUGCCGCUAAAGAAGGAGCUGCUCGAAAUGGACGAAGAUGAGGAUAUGCCGUUAGCUGCGCUACCCAAUUCGACAAAUGCCAGCGAGGAUACGCUGCAAACAUCCACCAUAGCCAUACCCUCACCACCACCGUCGACCGCAGGCGGAGACUCACAGCAGGAGAGCGCACAGCCUCAAUCAGCGCCCAAUCGACGCAAACGGGCCAAAGGUAAACCUUUGCUACAGCACAAGGAUGACACUGACGGUGCCGCUGGCUCCGCCGACAACGAAAAGACUUCGCCCACACGCAAACGAAGACAGCGCAAUCAUUCACAGGCACAAUCGGUGCUCUCGGAAGACUUUAAUACUGAAACGUCACCCGUCAAUGCCAGUGCCGCUGCAGUUGGGCCAUUCACGCCCACAGCAGGUCCCAACGAGACAAUUAGCAGCCUGGACAUGGAGGAGAAAUACAAGCAGCAGCUUUUCAAGCUGCUGAAGCAAGCGCGUCUGGCCGAGAUUGAUUAUGCAAGGCGUGAGCAUGAGCAGAAGCUGCGCUUCGAGCAAAUGGAGCAAGAACUCAAAAUGUCGUACUACCGUCAAGAACAGGACCUCAAGCUACGUCAAAUGCGCGAGGAGCACGACAUGCGACUGCGUCAGCAACGACGUGAGCACGAAGCACGUAUUAGUGUCUACAAUUCAAGCAACUGCUGCUUGAACGGCACGGCUGGAGAUGUGGCAGGACAGGAGUCGGCGACACAGGGAGCAAUGCGUUGUAAUGCCAAAACAGAUUACAAUAAUGUGCAUUUGGACAGUGUCGUUGCAGCUGCAGCGCAGCCAUCGUCAUCGUCGAAUAGCAGCAGCACGGACGCCGUGCAUGCGUUGAAUGCCAAUUCAUUGGUCUACAACUAGUUGUAGACAACACAACACAAACAUCACACACAACUCAGAACAGACUACACACUCUCCAUCACACUCACAACAUGAUAAACAUUGCCAGCAUUUAGUGGAAACUGUAAACUUAAACAAAAAUGGAAGCAAAACUCUUAGCUUGAAAUGCGUUUAGCAAAAUGUAGCCGACUCUCAACUGUCUCUUAAAAAGACACUCAGACUAAUCAAGUUGCAUAUAAAUAUGAAUAUGAUUACAGUUCAUGUUUCGCUAAGCUGCCCUGACAUUUACAUUAUCUCUAAUUCAGCAUCUUCACUUUUUAGAUCCUUCACAUUCAAAGUUGAUCAUUAUUACCAUUUAUGUUAACUGCAUUUUUAAAUGCAGUCGUGGCAGCUAAGCAAAUUGUGCUGUAUAAAAACAAAAAGAAAACAAACAAAAAAUGAAUACGAAUACGAUUAAGAUUAUAAAUAUAAAUACGAAUACGAAAUACUCACGUUGCCACACGCUGGCGGCGGCAACGUUCGCUCAGCCAUGACACAAACUGAUGGACUGUUAUUAUUGUGCAUGCCACACUUACUCACUCACACACAAACAGACAGGCAAAGGACACAGCAUCCAAACAAAACACUCACACUCACAAACAUACACAUUGCAUUUUCCAAUAUUAGUAUUAUUAUAUUUGUAUCCUGGUAUCUGUUAAGUGAACAAAUUGCUCUACAAAAUCUCUAUCGACUUUCGAAUACUCAAACUGCAACUGAGUCACUCAAAAAACAAAACACUCAUAGCAGCAUUAAGUUAUUCACAUCAUUCAUCCCAAACAACAAACGUCAGACAGUAUUCAAUUUUUGUCAUGGUAUUACAAGAACAACAAAAAACAACACAGUUUGUUUUUUGUGGUCAACCAUUCAUUCAUUUAGCUAUGUUAAGUUUAUCGUUUUGAGUUUUUUUUUAAAUAUAUAUUAUAAACAAGAUUGUAUUAUGUAUAAUUUUAUUAUAUACAUAAACUAUACCAUAAUUGUACAUCUAUGUAGUUGUAUUCUGUGUAUGAUUGUUUCAUACUCGUAUAAAAACAAACUUUUAUAAUUGUCGUACGUCGAUAAGUUACGUUUUUUGUAAGCUGUACGAUUUGUCUUUUAAGCAAGGUACAUUGGUAAGUAUAUGUAUACAAAACGUAUAUACCCCGUAUAUACCCUGUUCGCCGUACCAUUUGUGUUGUAUAGCGCUGUAAUAUCCUGUAACUUUGCUUUAGCUUACUAAAAAUAAUAAUAUAAUUCGAGCAAAGGAAACAUUAAAUAAUUAGAUAAAGA